Dioscorea cayenensis subsp. rotundata (Guinea yam) is the source of this 2278-nucleotide messenger RNA. RefSeq names its product probable receptor-like protein kinase At5g39020. NCBI's taxonomy places the organism in Eukaryota, Viridiplantae, Streptophyta, Magnoliopsida, Dioscoreales, Dioscoreaceae. Gene Ontology annotation, molecular function: protein kinase activity; ATP binding; polysaccharide binding. Gene Ontology annotation, biological process: protein phosphorylation. Bases 92 to 2179 code for a protein of 695 amino acids. The record is from RefSeq and is a predicted model, not a curated record. The transcript has 3 exons.
AUAUAUAUAUCUGUGUGUGUGCGCGCGUGUGUAACAUUAUAUAUAUAUAUAUAUAUAGAAAUGAUCAGAAAUAGAUAGCAACCAUUCAAACAUGAUGAUAAUUCUUCCUUCUCCUCUGCUCUCUGCCAUUUUCCUCCUCAUCUUGUUCUUCUUCUUUGGUAGUAGUACUCUUGUCUCUGCAGUAGGAGAUUUUUGCCGUUCAUCAUCAUGUGGGAACCUCACAAACAUUAGAUAUCCUUUCCGUCUCAAAGAUGAUCCACCCAACUGUGGAGAUUCAAACUACGAGCUCACCUGUGAUCAUAUGAACCGCACCAUCCUCACUUUACUCUCCCGUAACUACUCCAUCACCAAUAUCACAUUCCAAGAUUACUUCAGCGGUUAUGUCUACUACCAAAUACAACUGAUGGAUAUUGACAUGGUGAAGUACAACAAGGCCAGUUGCCAUCUUCCCCUUAAUUCCUCUAAUCUGACAGUCUCUAAGCUGAAGAAUAUCAGUAGAUUCAGUACCCAUUAUGUAAUGGAAUACGGAUGGGUUACUUUGGUUAACUGCUCAAAUGAAGUGAAGAACAAGUCCGACUACUACUGGCCUGUGCCUUGUUUGAGCCACAACAACAACUACUUCAUCUAUCUUGUCCGUCCUCCUAUUUGUUCUCCUUAUGUAGCAUUUCAAGUUGGAAACCUUAUGCGUUCCUGCCGCUUUCUUGCCAUGCUUCCUGAUCAUGGUAAUUGGUACUCGUCAGGAAAAUCGCCAACUGACAUAGUUGAGUUUCUAGCCCAAGGGUUCACCCUCGUGGGGAGAAUUGCGAGGCCAGAAAUCAUCCGAUUUUGCUUCAGACAAUCGUUAAGAUUUACAUACAAAGAUAUCAUCACUCAUAGAAAUUCAACAAGGCGACUGAUUCCGUUGAUUGUAUUGGGUAUAGAGCAAAACUUUUUUGAAUGCAUAGCAACGAGAAACCUUCUUUUGAAGCAUUACUAUCAGGUGAAAUCAAUUGCCUACAUCAUCGUCGUAUUGUUGCAAAUUGCCAAAGCAUUGAUAGUGUUUGCAGUGUUGGGAAGAUGUGUAUUUGCGCCACUAACUAUAUAUGCUUUCAUUUCUUACAAAUUGCACCAAAUGAUGAUAUCCGUCGAUAUUGUGGAGAAAUUUUUGAGGAACCAACAAACUCUUGUACCAACUCGGUAUUCAUACAUUGACAUCAUUGCUAUGACUGGCCACUUCAAGGAGAAAUUAGGCCAAGGAGGAUUUGGUUCUGUCUUUAAAGGCCGACUUCCUUGGGACAGGCUUGUUGCUAUUAAGAUGUUGACAAAUUCUAAGUACAAUGCCGGUGAAGAUUUCAUCAAUGAAGUUUCGACCAUUGGUACGAUUCACCAUAUAAAUGUCGUAAAACUGAUUGGUUUUUGCUCAGAUGGCACGCAGAGAGCUUUGGUGUAUGAGUACAUGCCUAAUGGUUCCCUUGAUAAGUUUAUCUUCUCAUCCAACAGUGGUCCCAACCACAAAUUCUCCCUAGACAAAUUAAUUGAUAUCGCAUUGGGAGUUGCUCGGGGACUUGAUUAUCUACACAAAGGAUGUGAUAUGCAAAUUUUACAUUUUGACAUCAAACCCCAUAACAUUCUUUUAGACCAUAACUUUAAUCCAAAAGUUUCUGAUUUUGGCCUCGCAAAACUAUAUCCAAAGAAUUAUAGUUUGGUAUCACUCAGUCUUGCAAGAGGAACAAUAGGAUAUAUUGCUCCAGAAUUAAUAUCGAGAAGUUUUGGUGUUAUCUCUCACAAGUGUGAUGUUUAUAGCUUUGGUAUGUUACUCUUAGAAAUGGCCGGUGGGAGAAGGAAUUCAGAUCCAAGAGCAGAGAAUAUAAGCCAAGUUUACUAUCCUUCAUGGAUUUAUGAUAAACUUAUUGAAGAUGCAAUUGAGCAUAAUGUGGUAGAAAUGGAUACCAACAUUGUAAUUGAUGAAAGAGAGAAAAAAUUAUGCUUGAUAGGCUUGUGGUGUAUACAAAUGAGGCCAUCAGAUCGCCCUUCCAUGUUUAAAGUGAUUGAGAUGUUAGAAGGAGAUGUUAAUAGUUUACAAAUGCCACCCAAGCCAUUCUUUUCAGAACCACAUCAAAUACCUUCAAAGGUGCCACACUUGAAUACCGAUGAUGGAGAACUGACUACCAUUUCUGAAGAUGAUGAUGAGCUAAAUUAAGGAGUGUUUUUUUUUUCUUGGUAUUGUGUGAUUUUAAUGUUAUAAGAUUUUAUAAAAACAUAUAAUUGGAAACGAUAACAUAUCAAUUGGCCUGUUUAU